This is a messenger RNA of Cadophora gregata, 1578 nucleotides long. RefSeq lists its product as uncharacterized. Lineage: Eukaryota; Fungi; Ascomycota; Leotiomycetes; Helotiales; Ploettnerulaceae. The coding region runs from base 1 to 1578 and encodes 525 amino acids. Gene Ontology annotation, cellular component: cytoplasm. The record is from RefSeq and is a predicted model, not a curated record. Gene Ontology annotation, biological process: regulation of translational initiation. The transcript has 2 exons.
AUGGCCGCCCAAAAGGAUAUGCAAGACCUGCUCCGCUUGCUAACAACAGGCCGGAACAAAAUCCCCAUGCUCGCAGCAAUGCAACGCGUCAAAGCUCUUCAAUCCGCCAACCUACGCAGUAUAUCGGACAUAGCAGCAAUCGAUUUACCAGCCCUAACUACAGCUCUAUCCUCCGACGAAAAGACCGCCAAAUCCCUCCUCGCAGCCUGUAAAGCCUACCUCAAAUCCGGCUCCUCCACACCAGGCAAACGCUCCGCCGCAGACACUCUCUCACCCACCAACGGACCCUCCAAGCGCACCAAAUCCGCCUAUGAACUCUCACAAGAACCACAAACUCCCGCUGAGCUCGAAGCCUCCCUAUCACUUCCCCAACCCUCCGCAGACGAGGAGGCGAUCUCGAAAUGUGUCGUCGUCACGAAUCGUGCGCCGCUGGUUCUGGCGUUCGCAGUACAGUUGUUGAAGUAUACGAUGCCGGAGCAGCCGCUGAGUGGGAUGCUGAGUCUUGCGCAAGCGGUGGUGAGUGCCAAUUCGAGGAGUAAGGCUGUUAGUAUUGGAAUUGAGAAGGGGAAAGGGGCUGAGGAGGAAGGAUGGGGAAUGGGGCAGCCGAAGGUGAGGAUAUUGGGGAGGGAGAUUAGUGUCUUGAAAAGGAGUGGGUAUGAGUGGAAAGAGGAGCAGGAGAAGGUCUCGGAUCCUGCUGGAGAAGUUGGAGAGCAGAGUACGGCGGGGAGUGAGCAGACCUUGAAAGAGGAGCCGAAUUCUGGUGCUGUUGGUCUGGAAGGUGGAAGUCAAGCCGCGACUUCUAAUGGCUGGACGGUCUCAUCCCCAGUGACAGUCAAGAGCUCAACAUUCGUCGCUCGCUCCAUUACCAUCACGAGCCCAGCAGACGCGACUUCCGCUCUCCAAACCCUGCUAUCAGAGAAUAAGGACCUCCGAGAAGCAAGCCACAAUAUCUCCGCCUGGCGCGUUCAGGGUUCCCACGGUAUUCUAGAAUCCAGCAACGAUGACGGCGAGUCCGGAGGCGGUCGCCACAUUCUAGGUCUUUUGCAAGCAGACAAUAUCGUAGGCGUGCUUCUCGUAGUUACGAGAUGGUAUGGAGGCAUCCUGCUCGGCACAGACAGAUGGCGACUCAUGAGCAUGGUCUCACGAGAUGCCCUAUCUCAACGUCUUAGGAUCGCUGGUGUUGUUGGCCAGGAUGCACUGUGGGGCCUUGAUCUAGAAGGCAUGAAGAAAGCGAAUUCUUCUGUUACUGGAAGUGGAAUGCCGAUUCAUAGGCCUGAGGGUGCGAGGGCUUAUAUCUUGAGGGCAUUUGGAUCGCCUGAAGCUGAAGGUGGGAAUAGGAAGAAGAAAUCAGGAGUCGCGAUAGAUAGGGAGAGAGAGGAGAAUUUGGGCUUGCUGCUGGGAGCGUUGGACAUGCUGUUUAAGUCUUGGGAUGGCCAUGUUUCGAGAGAAGAGCUGGAUAGGAAGGCUUGGGGGUGGUAUGUUCAGGUGAGACCUGAUGUUGCUGGUGGAGUGGCCGGCUGGGGUGGGAAAGGAGAGGUGAAACUGAGUGAUAUUUUAAAGUUGAGGAGGAAAGACUGA